Scheffersomyces stipitis CBS 6054 is the source of this 724-nucleotide messenger RNA. RefSeq names its product Pga1p (gene PGA1). The record is from RefSeq and is a predicted model, not a curated record. Lineage: Eukaryota; Fungi; Ascomycota; Pichiomycetes; Serinales; Debaryomycetaceae. The coding region runs from base 320 to 724 and encodes 134 amino acids. Gene Ontology annotation, biological process: fungal-type cell wall organization. The transcript is spliced from 2 exons.
AACAAAACACCCUUGACAAUUUUCGUUUCAAAAGCUGUCCUUCGUUGGUUAUAUCCUACUACGCUUGCUCUACUCCACAUCCAGUUGUAGAUUCACAGUUUCUCCAGCUUUCAGCUUCUACUAUUGUGUUCAUAUUGUUACUGUAGAAGCAUUUUUACGCUCAUUUAUUGACAUUUAUUUGUGGUACUCACUCCAUCAAAUUCUCCAAUAAUACACUUAUCAUUCUCCACACUAUCACAAACCUCCUUGGAUAGGCAUAUUCAGAACGUAUAUUACUGAUACGUAUCCUUUUUCUUUUCAUACACUUGCAGGUUUCAAAAUGAAUUUCUACAGUCUCAUCAUCGGCUUGUUUUCACUUCUCACCCUUUCAGCUGCACUCGCAAAUCAAGAUAAUGAUGUGGAUACCACCACCACCACAAACUUGAAACCGACGCCUACUUCUGUGUGGACUACCCAGACGGUUGGCGGAGUGACUACAGUUUUCCAAACCGUUUACUCACAGUCGUUCAUGAAAACUUUUGUUGAUGCCAACACAGACGAUGUCAAGUCAGGUGCCAUAGGUGUAGGUAGCGCUUCCAACACAUUAGGAGAAAUCAGAAGUUACCAGCAAACUACGAUUGUGGAAGGUGCUGCUGGACAUGCUGGUGUUUAUUCGGGAGCCAUGGGCGCUCUCGCAUUGGUGUUGGGUCUAAAGGAUUUAACUACCAGAGAAGUUCAAGAGUAA